Messenger RNA from Ciona intestinalis (vase tunicate), 2550 nucleotides. The record is from RefSeq and is a predicted model, not a curated record. NCBI's taxonomy places the organism in Eukaryota, Metazoa, Chordata, Ascidiacea, Phlebobranchia, Cionidae.
AAUAAUGUCCUAGACCUAUAGAGAAAGCAAAUAUACUGUAUACCAAGAUUCCUUUUUUAGGUCCGGACUGCAGAUUGGUGCUGAAGCCUGUUGUGUAAAGAAAGAAUCAAAGAAUGGAUUACACUGUAACAGCACGAAUGAAAUAUUCUUUUGGAGUCGGACAUGUUCUUAAUGAUUUGUGUGCUUCAAUGUGGUUUAGCUAUUUGCUGAUCUUUUUCCACAAGAUUUUACAAUUUAGCAACAGUAUGGCUGGAAAUAUAUUAUUAGUCGGACAAAUAGCUGAUGGUAUUGCCACGCCGUUUGUUGGCUAUGAGUCAGAUAAAUCCUACUUCGCAUGCAAGUAUGGAAAAAGAAAAUCCUGGCACUUAGUAGGGACAGUAUGUGUGGCAAUGACAUUUCCUCUUUUAUUCUUGCACUGCAUUGGAUGUAAUGAAAGUUCACCCGAAUAUGCACAGUUUAUAUAUUAUGCUCCAUUGGUGGUGAUUUUUCAGUUUGGUUGGGCUGCAACUCAGAUAAACCACCUUGCACUAAUACCUGACUUAACCAACAAUGAUGAAGACAGAGUCAGCUUAAAUGCAAUUAGGUAUGCAUUCACAGUGUUCAGUGGUAUCAUUGUAUAUGGUGUAGCAUGGGGAAUUCUUGGAAUGCAAGACAGCAGUUCAGAUAUGCUUUCUCCAGCUGAUGCGCCAGCUUUUCGGAAUUUGGUAUUAUCUGUUGUUGGAAUUGGUAUUUUGUUCUCCAUCAUAUUUCAUGUUGGGUUAAAAGAAAGGAAGAGACAAUCAACAUCUGUUGUUAUCAAUGAGUCAACUGACGACGAUGAUGUAUCACAAGAUCAUAUGAUACCCUCAAAAAGAAAAUCACUAUCUGAAAAUUCUCCGUUAUUGCAUGGAACAAAAAGACAAUCAUCAGGCAUUGAAUACCAAAGCACUGCAGUAGUAUGUACAGAAACACCAGCUCUCUCCUGGUUUGACUGGUUCAAAAAAACAAUAUUUUAUCAGAUGGCGUUGUUGUAUAUGUGUACUAGGUUGGUUGUUAACUUAUCUCAGGUUUACUUGACAAUGUACUUGACUGACUCACUGUUUCUUAACAAGACAUUCAUAGCCAUUGUACCGCUUGUUGUCUAUGUUUCCAGCUUUUUAGCUGCUGUGUGUGUUAGACCUGUGGCACUGUUUCUUAAACAAGAGCAAAUCUACCUUUGUGGAAGCUUAUGUGUGAUUGGUGCGUGUACAUGGGCUCAUUUCUUACCUGAAAAUUCAAUGCAAAUAUUUGGUCUUGCUGUUGUUCUUGGGAUUGGAACAUCCACAAUACUUGUUAUGUCUCUAUCAAUGACCGCUCGUUUAAUUGGAAAAGAAACGAGAACUGGUGCAUUUGUGUAUGGUGCAAUGAGCCUCACUGAUAAAUUAUCUAAUGGAGCUGCUGUCGUUAUUAUUCAAAACCUCAAUCCUUGCAAGUGCAAUUGUCCGUUGUGUGCUGAAUACUUCCGUGCCAUCAUGUCUUAUGUUAUUGGAGGUAUUACCAUUAUUGCCAUGAUGACAAUAAUAAGUAUCAUCACCACGAAAAGGGCAUGUCAUACAUCAUCAUGUAGAAGCUGAAAAAGAAGUGCAAUCUUUCUGUGUUGAAACAGACCACAUUCUCUGCCUUAUAUGUCAGUGGGAAUAUUGCGAUGUUGUUUUUUUUCAUACACAUUCAUUAUAUCUUCAUAGCUUAUUCAGAAUUUUGUUAAUAACCUAAUAUAUUCUCAUUCAGUGUUAAGUUGAAAUGUAUUAAUCUCUUAUUAAUGUCUGUUCUACUUUAAAAUUCAUAUCUGUGGUUUCAUGGUCAACCCUAUUAUUUAGUUUAAAAAAAGUUGGAUGGAAUGUAAUAUUGUAUUGGUGUUGCUAACAAACAUAACGUAAUACUUAAAAUUUCUCUUCUGAUUAAAAAAAAACUUAAAAUUUCUCUUUUUAAAAAAACAACUAAAUUUUACUGUACAAACAUUCUAUCUUCAUCUGUAUAUGGUGCAACAAAUUACCAGAAAAGUAUUUCACAAUUAAUGUUUUUUUCUAACUUUUGGGUGACUGUGAAAUGUUAAAACCAACUGCUUUAAAUAAUUAGUUUACCUAUUUUUCAUGAUUUCUUAUUGUAUUACUUUGUAAUCACCGCUGUCAACAUUUGUAUUUAUUCAAUAACUUCAGAAUCUUUAUUACAUCUUUUUCUGUAUUUCUUGGUGCAAAACAUCUUCCAAUGAUUUUUAAUCAAUUCACUUGUUGAUGUAACUCAUUUUUUUACAUUUUUGAAUUUCAUAAAAUUUUGACACAUGAAUAACAAUCCAUUUUAUUGUAACAGUAGCAUAAAAGUUCAGACACAUAAGUUUCCCGGGUAAAUUCCUAAUUUUAAAUUAGGAAAAUUGCAAUUUUGCAAAUUGAUGUUAGGAGAGAAUCAUUCCUUGCUGUGUCAUUGUGAUUUUUACACUUUAUGUGUCAUUGUGAUUUUUACACUUUAAUAAAAUACAACUUGUGCCUGAUUUUCCAACGAUUGUAACACGGUGUUAUUAAAAUAAAAAAGCUUCAA